AUGAAUACAGAGAUUCCAUGGUACUGCACAGUCGCUGAAGGCAGGAGGGAAGUGCUGUGCAGCGUAUCGGGUCAAUUGCAGGCUUUUCUCGCCAGUCCAGACUCAAUCUUGACUGCACUCGCCCUCAUUCGCACAUCCGAGUGGAUGGAUUGCACAUGCAUGGCUGGGAAGGCGUGGUGUACCGCGAUUCUGGGUUGGGAAGGAACAUGCCUCACAGAUAAUGGCCGCGGCCCUGCUUCCGCACCUACUGUGUUUUGUUCUUCAAUUGUCGACUGUCUUGUUGCCCAUUCUCUUUUCUCUCUCCCAAUCUUUGCGCCGACACCGAGCUACGGCUGGCCGCAUACCGGCAGAGAGAAUACUCACUUGGGCUCGCUCCGAGACGCGAUGCCUUGGACGCUUGCCAUGUCACGUCUUGGCUCGCAGCAGCAGAAUCAAUUGGUGCUGCAGCCCCUCGUCUCUAUGACGCCGCUGGCCGCCACACGAGGGAACAAUCUGCAGAGAGAGUAUCAAUACACAGUACCUCUGCCAAGCACCCAUGGCACGUCUCCGCUUGCAAGGCCAUCGUUAGCACAUUGGCACAGUCAUCGGCUGCAGGAGGGAGGAGACUCGGAGCAAUUGGAUAAGCUACCAUCGUUGCUUCCUUCAGGGUCCCGUCCCCUCCUCCAGUCCGACAACGGCCAGAAUGAUGUGGAUUGCGCAUGUAUUGGCAAAGAUAACGGUCGUCUGCGCCUGGAGCCUCUGGAGGUGACUUCAGAUGUCUGCCAAGUCUUGUCUCCCUCCUUCCCUCCACCCAAUGAUGCUCCUGCAGCACCAAAUGCUGUUUCGCUGCCGUUUCUGUAUGAGGUGCAGCUAGAGGGCAGGCAUGCCGCAUCUUGGGCCCACCUUGCCCAUUCUCUCCUUCCCCUCCCUAUCGAUUCGCAAGAGCAACAAGUUGAUGUUCAGGUUGUCAGGGGAGGUGCGGUACGGUACUACGGAGACCUACCCCUGGCCCUGCCGCACUGCGGUCCUGCCUGCCCAGGUGGACUUCCUGCCCUUGCUUCCGAAUCCCCGUUGCUGCACCUGCCGCCUGCGAUACGGGGUGGGAAGCCUCUCCCACUCAUCUUAGGCAAUUCCUGCUUUUCUCGGCCAUUCCUGCCUUCUACGGUCUUCUCUCCACCUCCAUGCACUUUUGAACCGAAGCGGCCGUGGAUCACUUCAGUUGUCUCCAUCUCCAACACCCUUUCGCUUUCUGAUUCUAAGUACCCAUACGACUAUAUCCGCAACCAGGGAUUGCCUCGACUACACCGUGACUACUCUCGGAUCGUGAUAGUCUGCGUUGUCUGCCUUCUUCGGCCCAAUCAACCCUGCCUAAUUGUACCCGGCAAAAAGCAGCACCAGAGCCGGCGGCGCCACGUCCCGCCCGUACUCGGAACGCUGUCGGAGCCCGCUAUUCUCUUGAGCCUUUGGAACCCGGCCGUGUUUGACAAAAGACAUUUACUAAAAGUCAGAGUCUUGACUGGGACCGACCGCUUCGGAGAAGAGGAAGGUUUUCCGCCCGCUCAGCACGCGUCCGGGCUCCUCGGUGCUUUCGCCAUUGCAACUGCGACUUUGCACAUUCGCUUGCAUGCAGCGCAGACGGCAACCCAGCAUUGCGACAUGACUGAGGAAGCAUCGUUGCUCGGCACAGAUAACAUGCCAGUCGGGGUUCCCCCAAUUCCCCCCUCAUCCCUGGCCGUCUCACUAUCGCGACAAGAUAGACUUCGUGUCACCGCUCUGCACUUUUGCUCCUCUUCUACUGGCUCGCCAUACCAACGAGCGCAGAUCGAGAUUGGUUCUAGUUCACGUACGACGAGUGGCUACGACUUCAACAUAUCCUCAUCCAUUGCCGUUAGGUCUGUAGACUUCUCCAUGCCGUUCGAUGUAUUCUUGUUUACGCCAAUGGCACGUUCCCAAAUUAUGAUACCGGCUGGAGCCACAAUGUUCGGAAAGACACUGGGACUCUUAUUCUGGAUGUCUCACGCGCGCCACAUCGCAAAAUUUCAUCGCCUGCAGCCAGUUUCAGCAUCCUUUGACGACUUCGUACCACACCUUUCUUUCCGUUGUAACUACAAGGCCCAAGCCUGUAAGUCGCUGAUCUACCUCAGUCUGAAUGCUGAGAAUCACAUCUCAACUAAUUUCAAAUAUCUGUCAGCAACAGUCCCUCUCUCUCUCUCCACCGGAAAUGCACUGCGAUGGAAUCUAUUGGCCUCCUCGGUCAUUGACCCCUCGCAUUCCCCAACGCAAAGAUCCCGUCAGUAUGCAUCACUUGGCAUGGCUACUUUUCUUCCUGUUGUAGACAAGCAAGCUGCCAAGCUGCAACUCGAUGCAUUCCCUUCCAGCGCUCGAGACGAUAGCCUGUCUUUACACACAUGCUGCAUUUUACUGCGUACGGUGAAUCCACCCAACUCUUUACUGGGACCAGGCGAAGGCUUUGAGUGCGGAUUGGAGCGGCAACAGAACGGCAUGUCUCGCCAUUUGCCCCUCUUGAUCGCCUACGGAUGGGCACUUUUCAGGGAUCUGAUGAACUGCCUCAUCAUCGGCUGCGAGAGACUGACUAGACCCAUCGAUAUCAAGAGGGUGAGGGUUCGAUCCAACUACCAACGGCCCCCAAAUCUCGACUAUGUGGGCUUUAGACCAUGCAAAGAGGAUUUCUUCGUGCAGUUGAGAACGGUCCCGGCCAUGUAA
This is a messenger RNA of Colletotrichum lupini, 2703 nucleotides long. RefSeq lists its product as uncharacterized. NCBI's taxonomy places the organism in Eukaryota, Fungi, Ascomycota, Sordariomycetes, Glomerellales, Glomerellaceae. Bases 1 to 2703 code for a protein of 900 amino acids. The record is from RefSeq and is a predicted model, not a curated record. The transcript has 18 exons.